UUUGUGUUGGUUCAUAACAUCCCUUCUGUUUUGUUGAUCCAGCUCAGACAUUUCACAAAUUUCGUCUCUUACACUGCUUCCAUGGAGCUGGGAAUGGCUACGAAAGUACCAGGGGGCAAGCUUUAUGAUGAUAGUGCGGACAUAUUGGAACAGCAGAGUGAAUGUGAAAUGCAGUUUGAUUUAGAUAGAGAAGAUAAAUUGAAGCGGGAUAGCAACAUGAGUUCAAAUCUGCAAUACAACUCCACCGGUUGCAAUCAGCAAGAACUCCACUGGUUGCAAGAAGUUAAGAAAACCUUAGAAAGUGCUUCAUCUUUUUUAAUGGUAACCAGUUCAUUUUAUUGGAUAUUAACCGACAUGUUGAGCCAGUCAUCAAGAGUCAAGCCUCAGCAAGAACGUGGCCCAGUUUUCGAAUGGGUGUUCCCUUUGUUGGAGUUGCUGGGUUUUGUGGUGUUUGUUUUGGUGAUUGGAACAAUGAUUCUGGUGGGUGCACAAAUUAGUCGGUUGCAGAGUGCUAUGCUUCUGUCAUGGGCCAUUCUGAUGCUUGUGAGAUCCGUGGACUCACUCAGUGCACUAUGCGUUUCAAUAAUGGGAAUAAUUCUGAUUGGGUGGCAUUUGGUCAUAGAAAAGCAACCACCAAAUGAAUGGGAAAUGAGCAUAAAAGGUGACCUCCGAGGCCAAAACUAAUACAUGUUAUGUACACAAAUUUCUCGAGUGUGUUUCGUGUAAUAGAUAUAGUUUGUGUUUGUAAUUAGGGGUACCACCUUACCUUCUUCUGUUCAUGCCUGUGAUGUAUUGCGGUUGGGUUAUUAAUAUCCUUCCCUGUCAACACUUGUAUUGGGUGCCACAUUCAGUUCUUGCCCCUCUGUUUUCGACACUUUCCAUCGCUAAGUUUUAAUUCGACAACUUUAUAUAAUUCUAUCCAUUAGUGUAUAUCUUUUAUAUUAAUAAAUAUGUCACUGAUGGAAAGAUAAACAUAUUGGUUGAACAGAAGAAUGAAUGUGAAAUGGGUUUUGAUAGAGAAGACAAGGUGAAAUGAGAUACCAACAUGAGUUCAAAACUGCAAGACAACUCCACUGUUUGCAAUCAGCAAGAACUUGAGAAAACCAUAGAAAGUGUUCCAUCUCAGAAGAAUAUGUGGUUUGGUCGCUCAUGUUGCGGUAUGCGUUCAAAUUCUACAAUUUAUAAGAAAAAUAUGUGU
Messenger RNA from Abrus precatorius (Indian licorice), 1198 nucleotides. RefSeq lists its product as uncharacterized. Lineage: Eukaryota; Viridiplantae; Streptophyta; Magnoliopsida; Fabales; Fabaceae. The record is from RefSeq and is a predicted model, not a curated record. Bases 82 to 684 code for a protein of 200 amino acids. The transcript has 2 exons.